Messenger RNA from Sipha flava (yellow sugarcane aphid), 520 nucleotides. Its product is annotated as vigilin-like. The record is from RefSeq and is a predicted model, not a curated record. The coding region runs from base 8 to 520 and encodes 170 amino acids. Gene Ontology annotation, molecular function: RNA binding. NCBI's taxonomy places the organism in Eukaryota, Metazoa, Arthropoda, Insecta, Hemiptera, Aphididae. The transcript has 3 exons.
AAAGGAAAUGGUGUUGGGAAAUGUUAAAGUUAGAAAUGCCAUUGUAAAUCUUGGGAAUAAAUUCAUUCAAUCUAUAAAAGAAGAUUGUGGGGAUAAUGUGACAUUGAAUUUACCAACUGUUAAAGGAGAUAAUACUAUAGUUAUCAAAGGACCUGAAGAUGAUGUAAAAAAUGUUAUUACACAAAUUCAGACAAUGGUUGAUGAAGUUCAUAAAUAUGUGUAUGAUUUAAAAGUAAAUCCGAAGUUUCACAAAUAUUUAAUUGGAAUAAAUGGAGUCAAUGUUAAAAAGAUCAGAUAUUUAACGAAUACAAGAAUAAUUUUCCCGCCUGAAACUGAUUCCACUAAUGAAAAUAUAACUAUUGUUGGUAAAAAAGAGAAUGUUUAUAAAGCAAAAGCAAAAUUUGAAGUUAUGAUAACCGAUAUUGAUAAUGUCAUCAAAGAACAUGUAAAAAUUAAUGAAAAAUAUCAUGGCACUUUAGUGGUCAAUCAAAAAGAAUAUUUACACAAAAGCUUGCGUUAA